Diplodia corticola is the source of this 2370-nucleotide messenger RNA. Its product is annotated as ankyrin repeat domain-containing protein 50. Lineage: Eukaryota; Fungi; Ascomycota; Dothideomycetes; Botryosphaeriales; Botryosphaeriaceae. The coding region runs from base 1 to 2370 and encodes 789 amino acids. Gene Ontology annotation, molecular function: protein binding. The transcript has 2 exons. Gene Ontology annotation, cellular component: cytoplasm. The record is from RefSeq and is a predicted model, not a curated record.
AUGAGAAAAGAGCAGACCGCCGAUCGACUGCUUGCCGCACUGCUGAGGCAGCUUGCUGAAGGGAGAGAUCAUCUCCAUGACGCCAUCACAACUCUGGACGAGGAAUGUAAAAGGCGGAAAAGGCCAAAUACUGAACAACUAAGGAAGGCCCAUUUCUCCUUGGUCAAGAGCCACGGCAAUAUUUUCAUUGUUGUAGACGGUCUCGACGAGUGCUCAGACUGGGCCCACGACAUACGUCCAAGGUUUCUUGGAACGCUGCGGGACCUUCAGAAAAUUGCCACCGUAAAGCUUUUUACCACGUCAAGAGAUAUUCCAAUCAUCCAGGAGGACUUUGACAAUCAUGCAAGGCUCGAAAUUUCCGCGCGAAAGGACGACGUCUUUAAAUACCUGCAAGGUCGACAAGAUCUCACCCGGGUAAUGCUAAUGAACGAGGCCCUGCAGCUUCAGAUCUCUCAGGAUAUCUCCGAAGCAGCUGACGGAAUGUUUCUUCUUGCUCAACUCUACUUUGACGCGCUCAAGUCCAAGAAGACUGUGGCGGACGUCAAGAAUGCCUUACGGGGGUUCAUUCAGGGGCCCAGAGACCUCAGAGCACUUAAUGCUGCAUACCAGGCGGCCAUCCAACGAAUCGAUAGCCAGGAAGAGGAGGACGACCGUGAAUGGGCACAUGAAGUCUUGCGUUGGGUGGCAAAUGCGGGAAGAGCUCUGAGCCUGAACGAGCUCAACACAGCCCUCGCAAUCAGACCCGGUGACUGUCGGCUCAACGAGGAGAACCUCACGCCAGAUUGCUGCGCUGAGGUCAUCUCACUUUGCGCUGGACUGGUCUCGAUCAACAGCGGCAGCAACACCGUCCAGCUGGUUCAUCUUACAGCAAAAGAAUAUCUCGACAUCGACUCCCCGGGCUGGAUGGCUUGCGCUCCAAUGAAGAUGUCCCUCGCUUGCCUGACCUAUCUUACAUUUGACGACUUCGCAUGUGCAAGGCCAAAUUCGGAUCAAGCGUUCGAGGAACGGAUAGACCACCAUGAAUUUCUCCAGUACGCUUCCAGUUAUUGGGGACACCAUGCACGGCACAGUCAGCCUGCACUGCUGCAAGAUUGCAAUGCAGCGCUUUGGAAGUUCCUACAAAGCCGAUAUUUCACGGCUACAGCCAGCCAAGCAGGGAAUGCCGUGGGCUACUGGAAUGGAUACAGCCAGGAGCCCGCACAUUGGCUCUGGUCUCACACGCUGGCAUUCUUCGGACUGGGGGAAAUUCUGAAUUGCAUUCUGACCACGCACAUGGGGCCCCACUUCAGAGAUGUUGACGUUGACUUUGAGGACGAAAGCUGCAUCAUGACCCCUCUCGCCUUGGCCUGUAGUCAGGGCCAUGUUAUCGUCGUCGAUGCCCUUCUUGAUCUUGGGCUUGAAAACGUACGUCUUGACUCUGGACUACCCUUCGGUUACCCGACACCUCUCGGACACGCGGUCAAUAACGGACACAGAGCCGUGGUGGAGCGGUUCAUUGCCCUUGGGCCUAGCGUGGUGGAUUUCAACACCAGCACUCAUUGCCGCCGGCGACCCCUACUCACCGUAGCCGCGAAGAAUGGGUUUCAUGACUUGGUAGACUCAAUGGUUUGCCUGGGUCCAGGAGGGAUCGACGUGGACACGACGAGAGAUAUCAACAGACGCUCACCUCUGUCAUACGCUGCACAGAAUGGGCACCUCAGGACUGCCGAAUACUUGAUCAACCUCGGUCCAAGCAUGGUGAAACCCGAUCGAAAGGACAAAUUCGGGGACACACCACUCACAUUGGCAGCAGCAGGUGGGCGCGCUGACGUAGUGAAAUUGCUGAUGAAUCUGGGACCGGAACAAGUCAAUUCCAACCGCACGAACCGCUCCGGCCGAACAGCGCUGCAAGAAGCCGUGAUCAAAGACCGCUUAAGUGUAGUCACCACCCUUCUGGCAUUCCCACAGGAUAGAGUCGACGUCAACAUCUCCACAGAGACAUUCACCCAGACAGCUCUGGGAUGCGCAGCAGAAAAAGGCUUCGAAGCCAUCGUCGGAGCUUUUAUAAGCCUUGGUGAGGGCAGAGUUGACUUCAAUGCGAGGGGCUGGCGCGGCAUGACGCCGCUCUUGUGGGCGGCAAGAGAAGGGCAUGUAGGCAUCGUCAAGCUGCUUACAGACCUGAAGCCGGAACUUGUAAAUGCAAACUUGGUUGAUGUUAAUGGCUACACUGCCGCGAUAUGGGCCGUGGUAAACGAGCACUACCAGACGGCAAAAUUACUAGUCGGGCUUGGCGAAGAGCGUGUGGAUACUAGCAUUUCUGAUACCCGGGACUUUAAAGUGUCUGACUAUGCAUCCCGCCGGCGGAGAGAGUUUACGGAUUUAUUCUCGUAG